UUUCUUCUUCAAAUUACUUUUAAGCGCUCUUUCAUGUUAUUAGGAGUAGCUUAAAUCUAAUCAUUAUUCUGACAUUCGCUCAUGGAAAAAAAUAUAUAUGUCAGUUUAUUGUAGUUCAGUUUGUAAUUGAUAACAGUUAUCAUUUUUUUUCAGUCGCCUCUGGUGAUUAAAAGACUUUUUCUUUCUUUCUUCUAAAUUAAAAACAGUAAAACAAUUAGGUCAUUUUUUCAGAAGAUAUGAAGGGAAAAUAGGUAGGUAAAGUAAAAAGGUGAAAAAGAUUGCAUUUUCUUUUCUAUAAUAUAUGAAAUAAAUCUGUGCCCUCUCCCCCACCAUUUUUUCCCCGUUGUGUAUUUCAGAAACUCUGUACGGCUGGAUCGUGGUCUUCGUACUGCCAAUCAACAGUGCCCUGAAUCCCAUCCUCUACACCAUAAGCACCACGCCCUUCGUGAUGUGGUUCAUGCGCUCUAUCAAGAGAGGUAAAUGGCCGACAGCUCGUUGCUACAUGGGCCGUAAAAUUGACAUGUCAGAAGCCAGAGGUCGCAGCGACAGUUCUGACGGAUAUACCUCAUAUACGAACUUGCCAAAGCGUGCCUCCUGUUUCUCCACCGGCACCAACGGCCCGCUCGGGCUCCAGCUCGAAUCCGUGUCGUCUGUCUCCACGUGCUUGCCGUCGGUGUCGGCGAUGAUGACGACACCGCUGAACGUCAUCGACGAGUUGGCUUCCCCAGAGACGCCCCCGCCGAUGAACGGGUUAAAAGACUGUCGACGCCGAUCGUGUGUCUAGCUGAUCUUAUGGAGUGAACACGUAUGCAAUCGAAAACGACAAUGAACAUGCCUCGGAGAAUCUGAGGAAUAUAUUCAUGUAUUACCAUGAUCACGUACAUUCAAUAAAGGCCCUACUGCUGUGAAUUCGAGGAGCAGAUAUCCGAUAACAAGUCAAUGCUUUCAUCAUAACACAUUUAACAACGCUUGAUUGGCAGAGUGAAUGCUCUUCAUCGCUUUAUCUAUUCAUUCUGCAAAAUAUAUACCUGUUUAAUGAGGAUGUUUCUCCUGGAUCCAUAUGUUGCGAAUAAUAUAAACUUUUUAGUGUCUUCACACGGCAUGUCUACACAGCCGAUUCUUAAGCUUUCCAUCUAUUCGUUUCUUAAUUUCAACAAAA
Strongylocentrotus purpuratus (purple sea urchin) is the source of this 1159-nucleotide messenger RNA. RefSeq lists its product as uncharacterized. The transcript has 2 exons. The coding region runs from base 449 to 784 and encodes 111 amino acids. The record is from RefSeq and is a predicted model, not a curated record. Lineage: Eukaryota; Metazoa; Echinodermata; Echinoidea; Camarodonta; Strongylocentrotidae.